Molecule: messenger RNA, 1794 nt
Organism: Schistosoma bovis
Lineage: Eukaryota; Metazoa; Platyhelminthes; Trematoda; Strigeidida; Schistosomatidae
Source: the annotation of a GenBank genome assembly
CAAGGUCGUUAAAACAAAAGGGCGGGAAGAUUCGAACGGCCCUAACGUGCCAUCGUACCUGGUUACAGUCUAUUAUUCUAUAUUGCAAAUCCCAUUCUCAGUAAUAAUCUCAUUCUUCAACUGCUUGAACAAUUCUGGCUUAUCCAUUUGGGGGCUCAGUUCCCGGUUCAAUGCAGCAUGACUCUACAGACUACAUUAAAGCAUUUAAAUAAACUUCAUCGAUAGAUCAGACAAGAUGUUACGUAUUUUCUCGCGAUUUGGAUCUGAUAAAUGUACUCGCUUUCUCUACACGUCUUGUUAUGUUAAUACACCUAAAAUUCAACCAAGCAAAUCCUCACAGUUACUGAAGUCAUAUUUUGAACUUGGACGAUUCGCUAGACCAACAGGCACGUGGCUGUUAUACCUUCCUUGCACGUGGAGCAUUGCUCUAGCUGCACCACCGGGUCACUUACCCGACAUUUAUAUGCUAACCCUAUUUGGCGUUGGCUCCAUUUUGAUGCGAAGUGCCGGUUGUACAAUAAAUGAUAUGUGGGAUAAAAAAUACGACAUGCUUGUCAAGCGCACAAAGGAUCGUCCACUAGCUUCGGGUUCACUAACCUUUCCCCAGGCUUUAUUGUUUCUUGGUGCUCAGCUAGCGACUUCGCUUGUAAUAUUAUUGCAAUUGAACUGGUACAGUGUAUUUCUUGGUAUCCUGUCAUUGGUUCCUGUCAUCACGUAUCCUCUGUUUAAACGUAUUACUUACUGGCCGCAGCUUGUACUUGGCUUAACAUUGAACUGGGGUGUUUGGCUUGGGUAUUCUGCUAUAAAUGGUUUUUGCCUUUUCUCCGUGUGCACUCCUUUGUAUUUAGCUGCAGUGUGUUGGACAUGCACGUACGAUACCAUAUAUUCUCAUCAAGAUAUCGAUGAUGACAUACGUAUAGGCGUAAAAUCAACUGCAAUUUUGUUUGGAGAAAAAACGAAAUUAUAUUUGGGCGCUUUUCACAUGGGAAUGACAGCGUGUCUCCUCACUGUUGGAAUUAACGCAAAUGCUGGUUGUCUAUAUUACCUUGGGACCUUCCUUACAAUGUUUCAUAUUGCUCAUUUAAUAAGGAAGACGGACCUAAAGAAUCCCAAUUCUUGUUGGCAGACCUUUAAAGAUAGUAAAAAAACUGGUCUUUUGUAUUUUCUUACCAUUGUACUGGACAAAAUAUCACUAUAAUUUUAUUGUUCUUCUAAAUAAUAAAAUUAACCUUUUGUAAAUAUUUCAGGGUUUUCAGCUGGCUGUUAUACAUUAGUUUCAAUUCUCAAUAAAAUCUAUUACUUUUAAAAUUACUUAUAUAAUUAAACUAAUUAUCUGACAUAGACGUAUGAUAUUUAUGAUAAUUGUGUCUACUUUCUCUACAAAGAAUUCUUUUAAACGGGAAUAAGUUUUAACAGAGUGUUUAUUGUAAAUUUUGAUACACCGUCAACUGGCAAAUGUAUUGUUACAAAUAGUUUAAAAUAUAACUGUCAAGCUCUCCAAACGAGAAAUCAUACCGUUCUAAUCCAAGCAAAAAGCUACUCAAUACAAAUUAUUCCAAUCGAUUUCACUUAUUCUAUGUUAGUCAGUUAUGAAAUAGAAUGAACAAUUAUAAAUGCAGUCUUUUUAAGUUAAUCAUAAUUCUUGGUUAUACAAACAAAAUAAUUAAGAAAUAAACGUUUUAUGCUAAACAGAUGUUUUGUGUGACACGAAACAAAGUUUCGAGCUUAACCACCAGCAAGAUUACAUGAACAACAAACUAAACAUGAUUCAUCCUUCUGUCUUAUCUUCCAAAC